Molecule: messenger RNA, 3265 nt
Organism: Frieseomelitta varia
Lineage: Eukaryota; Metazoa; Arthropoda; Insecta; Hymenoptera; Apidae
Gene: Ntan1
Product: protein N-terminal asparagine amidohydrolase
Exons: 8
Coding region: 664-1596 (310 amino acids)
Biological process (GO): ubiquitin-dependent protein catabolic process
Cellular component (GO): nucleus
Molecular function (GO): protein-N-terminal asparagine amidohydrolase activity
Source: RefSeq, a predicted model, not a curated record
GACGAGCCGAGUGUAGACGCGAGUGCCAGUGCGGACGAUACGGAUGUUGUACGAGCAAGUGUAACGAAAAAGGAACCGUGUUAGUUGCGAUACGAACCUUCAAUUUUAUUCAAUUUUUGCCUGCUUGUCACUCCAGGCUAGUUUCAUUAUUUUUGUUAAUUGUGUAAGAAACGGUGAUCGCGAAUGACAUGAUUACUGAGGUCAUCGUAUGUUCCCUGUCUGUAUCUUUACACCUUUUCUCUCGUCGGUCCUUCGUCUCGUUCAGCCUCGAAUUUUAACCGACUCAAAACUGGUUGGUUACUGUAUCGUGUGUUCGAUAAUAUUCUAUACAAUGUGAACAGUAUCGAAAGCAACAGUGACGGUGACGAUGACAGUGUAACUACUGACGUUUGGUUUCGAAUCAACUGUAACUCGUGUGUAUACAACCAGUUGCCUGUUGCGUAACAGUUGUUUUACGUUGUCUCCUCGUCACCUCAGGUUCGACAUUCGCUGGACACUGCGUUUCACCAAUUAUUUGCAAAAUUGGAUACAAUUCGUUCAAUCGACUGCUGUGACGUGAGAAACAGAGAAAAAGCAAAAAUAAAAUCAUAAGCAGGAUAGUCUCCAAAAAUGGCAGCAGGAACGUGUCAAUCAGUUUGAAGAAAAACUAAAAGAAUUAUAAAAAUGGUGCUUGUGGUAAACGGAGUCCUACAAGAGGACAUUCCAACGGAUAGCAGAUCUCUGUAUGCAGCUCAUCCAGUAUAUCGUGAAACUGCAGCACAACUUCAUUCGAUGCCAGCAAAAUUAGUGGGUCCAAUGGGUCUUCUUUACGUACGCCAACGGGAAAUGGCCGCUACUUUGCCACACGACAAAAAUGUAAGCAUCAUCGGCUCGGAUGAUAUGACCACCUGUAUAAUUGUCGUCGUAAGGCAUUCUGGUUCAGGUGCUGCUGCGUUGGCCCACUUGGAUGGAGCUGGCACAGAAGAUGCGGCAGCAGCGAUGAUCCAGAGAGUAACCGAGCUUGCCCUUGGAUUUCCUGAGGGUCGUCUAGAACUACAACUCGUCGGUGGUUAUUCCGAUCCAAGAAAUUAUUCCGAAGAACUGUUUUGCAAUAUUCUUUCGGCAUUUCACAAACAGCCUGUGGAGAUCGAUCUAACUCUAUGUUGUGUAGGCGAAUUAAACACUACAGUAAGAGGUGGUAUCCAUUGGCCGGUAAUAUACGGCAUUGGUUUGAAUGUAAAAACAGGCGAGAUUUUCCCUGCAACCUUUCCUGAUAAGGGACCCGAUCAAGCGCUGAGAUGCGCUAGGCAUUUAACUGGAGGUCAACAAGUUUUGGAUGUUUACGACUGUACACUUGGUUUACUCAGAAUCGGACCAUUCAACUAUGAUCCUUUAAGAGGAGUCGACCUUUGGUUAGCACAAUCCGAUCAAUUUAUUCUACAACAUCUUUCGACUGCGCCGGAAGUCGAACUGCCACAUUUUGUAUCACAGGUACGCGCUACGCUCAAAUAUAUACAGGACAAUCAAUUUCCGGCUGUCACCGUCUUCCGUGAUAAUAGACCCCAUUAUUAUCGUCGGGACGAAACCACCGGUAUUUGGCAACCCAUACGAUAUUGAUAUUGAUUAUUCAAAUUAUACAUAAAGACUUAUAAGAAAAAUAUCACUAAAGUGGCGACUAGUGAAAUUUCUUCCUGAUAACACAAGAUUCCACAAAUACGAAGAAAUAAUGAAUCGAAGAAAUUUUGUUACGAAAACUCUCUUCUGUAAUAACAUGAAUCAGUAUGAUGAUUUGUUUAUAUCAUGUGUUUUAUAUUAUCUGGUAUUGUUAAUGAAAUAUGUCUUUUUGUGUUUAUUAUUUCCAAAAUAGGCGUACAAUAUCGCUGAAUGUGAUAUAAAGGCAUAUACGAUUUAUAGUUUAUUUCAUUUUUUACCUAUGAUAUUUAAAAAUAAGACGUACAACAACUGGUCUUUCGAUCUUUACAACAACUAAUUUGAAAGCGCAACGAUAAAAAAAGAAAGAAGAUAAUUUUGUUAGAAUAAUACUUUUGGAUGAUUAUUAUUAAGCACGGUAAUGUAAGAGUUUAUACUCUCCGAUGGAGUGAGAGUGAGAGUGAGAGUGAGAGAGAGAGAGAUGUGAUUGUUAAUUCCUUUAUUUUUUAUUUUCUUUUCCAAGAAAUCUUUAUAAUAAAUUAAAGAUUGUUAUAUACAACAAUUUCAGUUCGAAAUGCUAUCGUAUUUUUAGAUAUAUACAUUUUCUUCGUUGUUUUUUUAUCCGUUUAACAACAAUAUACAAUCGUAACACUUUAUUUUUAAUGCAAGAAAAUAUGAAGAUUUAUAGCAGAAUUGAAACGAUUCGAACUUUUUUUUUGCAAAUAUUUUGUACGUAACUCGUGUUUCAAAUUCACAUGCAAUGUUGCACGUAAUUUUCUUUUUUCCUCGCAAUGCAAAAUAGACGAGUUAGCGAAUGAACAUUUAAUAUUUUCUAUAAAAGCAAAACGUUUACCAAAAAGCCAGAAAAAUCAAUAGUGUUGUAAAUAAUUACAUAUAUUGAUGUUGCUGGUUUUGCAAAGAAAGAAUAUUUUAUUAAUUGAAAAAAAAUGAAAAAAAGAAAAAAGUCUCAUAAUCUGUUAUUUGAGACUGUGUAUAUAUAUAUAUGUCUACUCUAUUAUUAUUCUCUAUUCACUUCUUCAAAGAAUAGAUAAUUCAGAAACAAAUAUUUUGUGGCAAUACUGUAGGUAAAAUAUUAAUUUGAACAUCCUAUUCGAAUAAUUUCGUUAUGUAAAUGAUUAGAACUUGAAAUGAUUUAAUGUACAGAUUGUGGGUUAUAUUGGAAAAGAAAUAAAUGAAAACAAUUACGCUUAUUCUUUACAAUGGUGUGCUAUGACUGAAUAAGAUAAGUUACUUUUAUAUGAAAACAGUAAACAAUUUUCAUUAUUCUCCAUUAUCUUAAUGAAACAGUAAUUAUAAAAAGAUUUUAAAGAAAAGAUAUAUAUAUAUAGCUAAAUGACUUUACGUCGCUGCUUACAUGAUCUAGUAAAAAUAUAUAUAUAUAUAUAUAUAUAUAUAUAUUUUAUUACAUCAUGUAAGUAGCAACGUAAAAUCAUUUAGCUUUGUGAUGCUUGAGACUCGUAACCAUUAGUAAUAGCACUAACCGUUGAUAUUAAUAUUAAUAUUGAUAUAAAUUGUGAUUUAAAGUGAGAAAAUACUUAAAGAAAAAUGCUUACUAAAGAAAACUUAUAUGUAACAAUUAUCCAUCGGUUCAAUUAAUAAUAUUUUACAGACUUGA